CAGCAUGCUCUAGUAAACAAAGCACGUCCGUCAAAUCUGCAGCGAAGAAGAGUCAGAAGUCACUCUGUGUCGGACUGGUCACCUCUGAGAGGCGGCGGUGCUUCAUAAUGGGCGGACUGGUGUCCAGUGUGUCGCUGCGCCCUGCAGACAGGCUCACACAGGUGGACUAGUCAGACAGGUUUGGAGUUGAAGCUCUUUUGUUCACUCGGUUUGAAGGCGAUGUAGCUAUUUGGAGGAGUUAUCAUGAAGAUAGUCGCGACUUUAACGCUUCUACACCUGAGUUUAUGUGCGACAGCUGCAGUUUCGGGGAGUGACUCCACCGAAACGGCUCUGACAGCCGCACCGGGCGACACCGCGCUACUUCCGUGUUACGCCGUCGGUAACGUAACACCGACUGUGACAACAUGGAUGAAAAACGGACAAGCGCUCGUGGCAGGUGGGGAGUCCUCACCUGGCCCCUCACCUGUCGGCGGGGAGCGCCUCUCAGUGCUGCAUGAUGGGAGUCUGAGCAUCAGGGGGGUGACACCUGGAGAUGAGGGCACCUACACGUGCAGCUCCACACUGCCGGGCAACAACAUCUUCCACGCACGCGUCCUGCUGCGAGUGGCCA
Plectropomus leopardus (leopard coralgrouper) is the source of this 610-nucleotide messenger RNA. The record is from RefSeq and is a predicted model, not a curated record. NCBI's taxonomy places the organism in Eukaryota, Metazoa, Chordata, Actinopteri, Perciformes, Serranidae.